Vanrija pseudolonga is the source of this 2742-nucleotide messenger RNA. RefSeq lists its product as uncharacterized. The record is from RefSeq and is a predicted model, not a curated record. The transcript is spliced from 11 exons. Lineage: Eukaryota; Fungi; Basidiomycota; Tremellomycetes; Trichosporonales; Trichosporonaceae. Bases 895 to 2742 code for a protein of 615 amino acids.
CCCACACACGUGCGGCUGCAGCCUGAGCAACAUCUAUUACUAUUCAGUAUCAUGCAUGACGGCCCCCAAGACGCGGUGAUAUGAUGGUGGUGGCCGCCCGCCAAGAACGCAAUAUAGGCACCCAAGAGUGGGCCGCCGUGAUUACGCGAUGGCAACAUGGUGUGCGAGACGGCAGCAGCCUGGAACCAGACAAACACACUCGUGGUCCAAGUUCCGAGCGCAUGAGCAGAGAGCGCCCGUCUUGGGGCUAUCUGCGACUCCAUCAACUGCAUCGGAGGGCAGAGACAAUCUGCCCGUCAGUCACCCUGACCCUGACAUCCAUGCACUGCCUGCGGCCGUUGUGCGUCUCGGCCAUUUUGAGAUAGCGCUGUUGACGAGUGGGCCAUUGACCUGAAUAGCGGUGACGGGCACUUGAUGGCCGCGGUGCCCCUGGCUUGGCAUUUUAGCAUUCCACUUUUUCUUUCGAAUGCGCGGAGACGGCCAGGGGCAGCUCACGGCGGCGGGCCGGCAUGCACAGCACUCAGUGAGGAGCAGGCAGUGGACACGAUCCGCAGGCGCACCAUCCGCAGGCCAACAGCACCCAACACGGCCAAAACAGUCGGGGGCAAACGCUGUUUGGGUCAAUUGACCGUUACUCGCUCCGAGCCUAGACUGGAAUCGUGAGACAGAGCACCAGCUCCGUCGUGCUGCUUCCUGGUGGGACGGGCGGGCGAGAAAGUGGGUCGAGUCAGACACGCUGAAGUACUUGAACAGGGUGGUGCAGGAUGCAGCGUCCCCCGAUCGGUCGACUGUACUUUUCUACGACGCGAACCACCAGGCCUCGCACGACAUCUCGGUACUCGACCUCACACUCGGCCUCGACACGACGCGUCAAGAUCAAGCACACUGGCCACAAUGGGUCUCACCGGCCGUGCCGCGCAGGUCACUCUCUUUGCGACCACAAUCUUCUUUAGCAUCAUCGUCUUGGGGCUGGACGGCUACCUCACAGGCGAGAUCUACAGCUACAUCAACUCCAUUGGCUCCUACGGCGGUUCCUCGAGCAGUGGCUCAGGCGGCAGUGGCUCGACGUACUUGACGUCCUCGUAUCGAACUGCCUACACGACGUACAGCACCUCUGACUACUCGAUUUCCACAUACACGUUCUAUUCAAUCUCGAUGUUGAGAGUUUGGUCCACUUUUCUCACUAGCAGCCGCACGUACGGGUACACGACCUACUACACAACUCGGUACAAGCGAGACGGCGAGGAAGCAGACGCGCCUGGCCCCGUGCAGACCGAUGCCCCUACUCCCGCAAUCACCGCCGCUCCGAGUGGCCCUACCGCACCACCGACUGGCCCCCCUGCCGUCCAGCUCAUUGCUCAGGAUCGCGCGGUGGAGCCCGUUGAGGAGCGGCUGCACCACGACUUCCUGGUACCAGACCUCGUGAAGCGAAAGAAGGGCGGUGGCAGCUCAAGCGGCGACAGUGGGAGCAGUGGUAGCAGCAGCGGCGGCAGCAGCAGCAGCAGCAGUGGCAGUGGAAGCAGCAGCCAUGACUCUGGCUCGAGCGGGUCGAGCUACAACUACGGCGCCUGGAAGUCCAAGGCCAGGGGCAAGGCGGCGCCUUACAUUGUCGUUCUGGUGUGGGCUAUUCUUGUGGCUCUCUACGCCAUCUUCCAUCUGAUUGUCUCGGCUCUUAAGCCGACGAUGCCCCUCGUCUCGGUUAUGGCGGACCUCGGCUUCUUGGUCUUCCUCCUUAUCUUCGGCCUCGGCGCUGUUGCAGCUCUUUCGGCUCUUGGGCCAUUCCUGUCCCCAGUCGCCCAAGCAAACGUCGCCAUGUCCUGGAUCCUGUGGCUCAUCCUCCUCGGCAUGGCCCUCUUCGAGUUCUUCUACGUCCGCAGGUUCUGGCCCGGCAAGGAGAACCUCAAGAAGAGCCUCCGCACCCUCGAGGAGGAGACGCGUGCCGGCGCCCAGAAGCCCGUCAUGUCUCAGGUCUACCCGGACCCCAAUGUCGCUGCCGGCGCUCCGCUUCUCGCCGGAGCUGGAGCUGGCGCGGUCGGCGCAGCUACCGGCGUUGGUGCUGCUGCUGCAGCCGCACCCCACCCUGGCAUCGGUCCUCCCACUGGCGCGACAUCUCCAGCCCUCACCACGCACCCGGGUCACACCUCGAUGGUGAUGUACACGAUCCCGCUCGGCGCGCCGCUCCCGCCCGGUGCUAUCCCGGCCCCGACGCCGCCCGACGCGGGCGUGCAGUACGUCUACGCCUUCCCGCCUGGCACGCAGAUGCCGAGCCCCGGCGGCGGCCUGCACCCGCCCGUUGCCCAGUCGAUCCGCUCCAGCAUCGCCGGCGAGACGUGGACCGACUCGACGCCGCGCACUGUCGACCCGCUCCUCUCCGCUCCUGCCGAGGGCGUGUCAGCACCCCCGGCGCCGGACUACUUCCCGCCCGCGAUCCCCGAAGCCGUCUCGCCGCCCGGAUCGCCCCUUCCAGCGGCCGUGACCGCCCCCAUCUCGCCGCCCCAGGAGCCCACGUCGCCGGAGCACAACCCGUACACGGCCUCGCCGGUCGUCAACCCCCAGUCGCCGUACGUCGUCCCGGCGGGCAACGACCCCAUCCGCCUACCCAACGUUGUCGAGCAGGACGCCGGCCCAAUGUCGCCCCCCGAGACGGCACCCGUGCCGUACCGCGCCCUCCCGGCCGUGCCCGGCGCCGCCGGCGUCAGCGCCAGCGUCAACCCCAACGGCUACCCGAACGAGAAGGCGUAG